Gossypium raimondii (Peruvian cotton) is the source of this 1864-nucleotide messenger RNA. RefSeq names its product dihydroorotate dehydrogenase (quinone), mitochondrial. The coding region runs from base 206 to 1573 and encodes 455 amino acids. The transcript has 11 exons. Gene Ontology annotation, molecular function: dihydroorotate dehydrogenase activity. Gene Ontology annotation, biological process: pyrimidine ribonucleotide biosynthetic process; 'de novo' pyrimidine nucleobase biosynthetic process. The record is from RefSeq and is a predicted model, not a curated record. Lineage: Eukaryota; Viridiplantae; Streptophyta; Magnoliopsida; Malvales; Malvaceae. Gene Ontology annotation, cellular component: mitochondrial inner membrane; cytoplasm.
GGGUUUAGAUAAAGACACCAAAAACCUCACGCCUAGCCUCCUUGUUUUUCCCAUCUCUGCUAAAACCCCUCUUAAGCUCUCUCCCUCUCUCACUUUUCAAUACAAAGAAUCAAAUUUAUUUCUUUUCGCUUUUACCCACUCACCCCAUAUCUGCAAUCUGCGUUUUUUUUUUUAAAGUGUUGUAAAAUCAAUCUAUUUUGAUUUCAUGGCAAUAAGGACUGCUGGGAAAUUGUUUAAAGAUCUCGUGCGCCAAAGGGUUAUUUCCACUUCCAUAGGACCCUCUAGACAUUGCUCUUCCGCUGCUGCCUCUGCCCCUAAAAUCCCUCAUUCUUCAAAAAAAGGAAGAAGAUUACUGACUGGAGCUACCAUAGGCUUAAUUAUAGCAGGUGGAGCUUAUGUUAGUACUGUUGAUGAAGCAACUUUCUGUGGUUGGCUGUUCUCAGCGACUAAACUUGUAAACCCAUUCUUUGCACUUUUGGAUGCUGAGAAAGCUCAUACACUAGCUGUUGCAGCUGCUUCUCGUGGUUGGGUUCCCAGGGAGAAGAGACCUGAUCCAGCGAUUCUGGGAUUAGAAGUUUGGGGAAGGAAGUUUUCAAAUCCUGUUGGUCUCUCUGCUGGCUUUGACAAAAAUGCAGAAGCUGUUGAAGGUUUACUUGGUAUGGGUUUUGGCUUUGUGGAAGUUGGAUCAGUAACCCCUGUUCCACAAGAGGGUAAUAUCAGGCCACGCAUCUUUAGACUGCGGCAAGAAGGUGCUAUUAUCAAUCGCUGUGGGUUCAAUAGUGAAGGAAUUGUUGCUGUUGCAAAGAGAUUAGGUGCUCAGCAUGGUAAGAGGAAGUUAGAGACUUCGAGUUCCUCGUCACCCUCGAAUGAUGAAGCCAAACAUGGGGGAAAAGCUGGUCCUGGAAUUCUGGGAGUCAAUCUUGGGAAGAAUAAGACAAGUGAAGAUGCUGCUGCUGACUACGUACAAGGAGUUCACACGUUAUCCCAGUAUGCUGAUUACUUGGUUAUUAAUGUUUCAUCACCAAACACUCCUGGAUUACGUAUGCUUCAAGGAAGGAAACAGUUGAAGGAUCUUGUUAAGAGGGUUCAAGCUGCCCGUGAUGAAAUGCAAUGGGGUGAGGAAGGUCCUCCUCCACUGCUUGUUAAAAUUGCUCCAGACUUGUCUAAAGAUGACCUUGAGGAUAUAGCAGCGGUUGCUCUUGCCCUCCGCUUGGAUGGAUUGAUUAUAUCUAACACAACCAUUUCGAGACCAGAUCCCGUAGAUAAAAAUCCAGUCUCUGCAGAAGCCGGUGGCUUAAGCGGAAAGCCUCUUUUUAAUUUGUCAACCAACAUCUUGAAGGAGAUGUAUGUCCUAACAAGGGGAAAGAUCCCUUUAAUAGGCUGUGGAGGUAUUAGCAGUGGUGAGGAUGCAUACAAAAAAAUACGAGCUGGAGCAACGCUCGUUCAGCUUUAUACAGCAUUUGCAUAUGGAGGCCCUGCCUUGAUUCCCCAAAUAAAGGCUGAACUUGCUGAGUGCUUAGAAAGGGAUGGUUUCAAAUCAAUCCAUGAAGCUGUUGGUGCUGAUUGCAGAUGAUAAUUAAUGAAAUCUUGUCUUCAACCAAAAACUUCACCACCAAAAUAGCUGCAUUUUAAUUUUUUAAUGUUUGGUCCCCGGAGUUAUCCUAUUUUGCUCACUUUUCUUCACAUUUUGCAUAAUUUUUUUCCUUCCACCUUUCCUCAUGGGUUGGAGAGGGAUUUUUACAUGUACAAUAUGAGAAACCAAUUUUGGUAUAUUGUAUUAUGGUUAUGGUGUGCAAUAUUUUAGAAAAAGCCAAAAGAAUGAAAACUAAUUUAAAAAAUAAAAUAAAAUUAGGUUCUAUUUGAA